UCUUUUUAACAUGUAAUUGCGUAUCAGGAAGAAAAGAAAGAAAAGCCUGGACUUGAUAGAAAUUCUAUUGGUGUAAGAUUAAAAAAACAAACACAGGAAAAAUGGUGAGAUUAACCAGAAAGCUUUUGAAGGAAGCAGGGUUUGGUCUCAACAAGACUCUUUCUCAGAUACUCGUCUGCCCUAUUUCUAAACAACCAUUAAGGUUCUGUACCGAAACGAAUUCUCUCAUAAGCGACGCAAUUGGGGUUUCCUUUCCUAUAAAAGAUGGGGUGCCUUGUUUAGUUCCCAAAGAUGGAAAGAUACUAGAAUUUGAAGCAGAAAGUUCCUGAGCCUGAAAUUAUGUGAAAUUGUAGAUUUGUGCAACAAAAGGGAGUAGGUUUUGUGCCAAUUUUCUCAAAGGUUAUCUCUUUCAGACAACCACUUUUCAUAUGUUUCUUUAUUGUAUUGCCCAUGUAGGAAAAUUAAAAUCCCAGUGGUUUUCUUAUUUUCUUUGAUAGACCCUUGUUACCCUUUGGAGGUGUAGUUGAGAAGUUCAUGUCUUUAUAUUUUAUGAAUAUUAUGAAAUGUGUUCCUGGCUUCUGCAAUGAUCAAUUUGUUAGUUGCUCUGUCAAAA
Molecule: messenger RNA, 613 nt
Organism: Cannabis sativa
Lineage: Eukaryota; Viridiplantae; Streptophyta; Magnoliopsida; Rosales; Cannabaceae
Exons: 3
Coding region: 102-329 (75 amino acids)
Source: RefSeq, a predicted model, not a curated record